Molecule: messenger RNA, 2608 nt
Organism: Rubroshorea leprosula
Lineage: Eukaryota; Viridiplantae; Streptophyta; Magnoliopsida; Malvales; Dipterocarpaceae
Source: the annotation of a GenBank genome assembly
CUCUAUUUUAUCUUUGAUUUCCCUCACUCAAUUCCACUCUUUUUCAGUUUCCCCUUCAAAUCUCUGCUUGGAAUCAUAGAGGAAGAACGACCAAAAAACAAAAUUUUGUGGAAUAGACCAAACAUUGACUCAAGCUCAAAAAGAGUGUUAUUUCUGAUCGAUUGUCCGCCUGAGCUGGUGAAACAGCCCAAAUUACCCACAAAACCUGAAUAAAUGGACGCUUUAACAUCCAGUCUUGCUGAUGUGAUGGUCUCCGCUCUCGUCGAUUUUAUUUCUGAUCGAUUGUCUGCUUCGGAGUUUCUCAACUUUGCCCGGAGAGAGCAGUUUUUCUCCCAACUCAACAAGUGGGAGAACUUUCUGCCCAAAAUCAAUGCCCUGCUCGAGGACGCACAACAAAGCCACACUGCCAGUCGUGCCCUCAAACUCUGGCUCUCUGAUUUAAGAGACCUUGCUUACGAUGCUGAAGACAUCAUUGAUGAAAUUAACACCGAGGUCCAGCGCCGGAGAAUACUAGGACACACCCAAUCUGCCACCACCAGCAAGGUACGCUUCAUCUUUCCCCCAUGUUGUGCUGGUUUCAAUUCAAGUGGCAUUAAGUUUAGCGGGCGGCUGGGGGCAGAGAUGGAAGCUAUCACUGCUAGAUUUCAACUGAUUCUUGAGCAAAAGAAUAUUUUGAAUUUGGUGGAGGGAGGUGGCCAAGUGAGAUUGGAGACAAAAAAGGAGGGGCUGCGCUCUACUUCUUCUCUUGUGGAUGAAUCUCAGGUUUUUGGCAGGGAACAGGAUAAACAAGCCAUUCUUGAACGGUUAAUGGAUGGUAAAACUGGUGUGAUUUCAAUUGUCGGAAUGGGUGGUGUGGGCAAAACCACGCUUGCUCAUGUUGCAAAGGACAGUCAGUUUGGCAUUAGAGAAUUGAAGGACUUGUUACAUUUAAAAGGGGAGCUUUCCAUCACUGGGUUGGAAAAUGUGGUGCAUGUUGGAGAUGCGGAUGCUAAUCUAAUGGACAAGCAUGGUAUUGAUGGCUUACAUUUGAAAUGGGGUACUGAGUUCCUUGAUCACCAAAAGGAAGAAGAUGAAAUGCUUGUUCUUGACAUGCUAAAACCUAGUAAGAAUCUGAAAGAACUUACAAUUUCAUUUUAUGGUGGUACAAGAUUUCCUUCUUGGUUAGGAGAUCCCUCAUUCGCUAAUAUUGUGCACAUGAACCUUAAUGACUGCAGUAAAAGUAUGUCACUUCCAUCACUUGGGAGACUGCCAUCAUUGAGGAAGUUGUCCAUCCAAGGAAUGAAUAGAGUUAAGAAGGUGGGUCUUGAGUUUUAUGGUGAUGAUUUGCCUUCUACUAAGAGGUUUCCGUCCUUGGAAAUUCUGUGGUUUCAGAAUAUGGUAGAAUGGGAACAUUGGUCUUAUACUCAUAAAGGUGAUGAAGAUUUAGAUGAUGAAUUUCCUUCUCUUCGUGAGCUCAUGAUAAAAAAUUGUCCAAAGCUAACUGGGGACUUACCAAGACAUCUUCCUUCCCUUGUGAAGCUUAUCAUCAGUCAUUGCCCAAAGUUGGAGGGUUCACCUAUGAGCCUCCCCUCCCUUUGUGAAUUAAAUAUUGAAGGCUGGAACAAGGAGCAACUGAAAAAUAUUGUUGACGUUACUUCCUUAACAACACUGAGAAUCCAAAGUUUUAGGGACCUUGUAUGUCUGUCGCAAGAGAUGCUACAGUCUCUAGGUUGCUUGUCCACACUUAGACAUCUUACGCUGAAAGAUUGUGUAGCUCUUAAGAACCUGCCUAAUUGGAAGAUGAUGCUUAAUUACAGAACUAGUGAUUGUCUUCUUGAAGACUUGGAGAUUGAGGAAUGUCCUUCCCUCACAUACCUUCCAGGUGGCAACAUGCUUACCAGGUUGCAAAGGUUGAAAAUCCGAGAGCCAGGCCUCUCACCCACUUUGAAAACCUUAGAAAUCCACAAUUGUGCCAAUCUCAAAUCUCUACCUGUGAGGAUGCAAAAUCUUACCUCUCUUCAAUAUCUAACAGUUUGUGAAUGUCCAUGUCUUGUGUCGUUUGCCAAAGAGGGUUCGUCCUCUCAACUAUUGGUGCUGGAGGUCUGGGAUUGCAUAAAUUUGAAGGAGCCAAUGUCAGAGUGGAACCUACACUCUCUAGCCUCUCUUAAAGAGCUCAUCAUUGUUGGUGCAUCGGAUACAGCUUCCUUCCCAGAUGAGAAGUGUUUGCUUCCUACAACUCUCACUUCUAUAGUCAUAUCUAGACUCAACAGUCUGGGAUCUCUAUCCACAGAACUGUAUAACCUGACCUCUCUUGAAUAGCUAAAAGUCAGCAAUUGUCCAAAGCUUCAAUAGUUACCAAGGGAAGGAAUGCCUGCAAAACUUGGAAAACUUUGUAUCAGAAACCGUCAACUUCUACAACAACACUCAAAGAAGAAAGGAGCAUAUUGGCCAUUGAUAGCCCACAUUCCUUGCAUAGGAAUAGAUGGUAUCUCUUCUUGUUUUCAGUUAUGUUUGGAUAAACUUUUGUUGGACUGCUUUUUUAUUCGCUUCUUGCUGGACUACUUAAUCCUUGUUGUAAUGGACUCUGCACUCUGGCACUGCAUUGGCAAAUUAAAUUCAAAAAUGACCC